AUGAAUUUUGAAGGAAAAGUGAAUUGUCAAAACGUGAUUUGCGUCUAGCUUUUGGUCUUUCAAUCAAAAUCGAGUUCAAAAUUAUAAAUUUAUCUGAAAGAUAUUCGUGUUUUUUUCACACGCCAAGAUCACUCAGAACAAUUGUUUUGAAAGAAAAAAAAAUAAAAAAGUUCGACGCCGUAAUUUUGAAAAUUAGGCAUGGCACACGCCACAGCGCAGGGCCCUGAAUUACUUCACGGGUUCAAACGUUUAACACGCUUUGAUAAAGGACUUGGUGCACAGCUGCCAGAAGCUUACAAGAAAUUCUGGCGCGAAUGGAAGUUGACGACACCUGCUGCCGUACAUUAUGUACCAAAGACUGAGACUUUUGAGCGUGAUGAUGUCACUGGAGAAGUGAGGCCUGUGCAAAAUAUACCGUUACCUUUAAUUGAUACGCCCGAAUCGCAUGAAGGCAUCUGGGGUGGGGAGGCUGUCAUUAAAGGUUUCCAAAAGCGUCAUCCUCAAAAGAGGCGAGUACCACAUUUUUGGAUACCCACACUUCGACGCUCCGUGGUGCACAGCCAAGUGUUGAACGAGUAUAUGUCAGUGGUGGUAACUGAUCGUACUAUCGAUCAAAUACAUGAUUGCCACGGUUUUGAUCACUAUCUUCUCAAGAAUCUUGCGUGUGAUUUACGUUCCACCCUAGCGCUCAAGCUAAAACGGAAAGUUUUACAGCAACUCUGGAAUGGCUGUCCCAAUUGGUCAAACAAUCCAACUGAGCGCGAGCGGAUUCUCAAGGAAUACAAGUGCUACUUAGAUUCGUAUACGGCAGAAGAAAUCGAAUGGUACGGACACACUUACCAAGAGGCCAUACGCAAGUUGCAGGCGCAAAUACGUGCAGAAAAUCGCAUUAUACCGCAUAAGUUGGAAUUUCGCUCGAAGCUAAUUGAACAACUAAAAAAUGCUGGUAUUCGCGAAGCUAGUGGCAGUCACAUCGGUGAAAAGACAGCGGGAAAAGGAAGCGACAAUGAUAAUGCUGACAUCGAGCGCUUAACUAAACUUGAAGCACCAUCUUCAUCUACAUCCAGUUGGCUGUCGAAAAUAAACCCAUUUGGUAAAAAACAGGAAACUUAAGAACAGUCAAAAGGCUUGACUUGCUUUUUUGCAAAAAAUUUAUGUUUAACUAGCAAACUUACAAAAUUUAUCGA
Molecule: messenger RNA, 1187 nt
Organism: Anastrepha ludens (Mexican fruit fly)
Lineage: Eukaryota; Metazoa; Arthropoda; Insecta; Diptera; Tephritidae
Gene: mRpL28
Product: 39S ribosomal protein L28, mitochondrial
Exons: 5
Coding region: 199-1113 (304 amino acids)
Cellular component (GO): mitochondrial large ribosomal subunit
Molecular function (GO): structural constituent of ribosome
Source: RefSeq, a predicted model, not a curated record